AUGUGGACCCACACUUGGAUCUUGGACUUUGUGGAUCACAUAGCACACAAAGAAUUUUUGUUUUUUUUUACUUUGAUUCACACUAGGUUUUGUGUCGUGGGUACGUUUACAAACAUACAAGUUCACAAACACAUCACACCCAGACCCGGAACAACAAUCUGUGGAUCACACAAAGACUUGUACCGUGCGCAAACCAAAUCCUCGACACGUUGCGCGGCAGCCAUUUGUCCAGCCACCGCACCAACCGUGCAGUCAAUAGUAGCACGGAGUCUGGAAAUGCGCCCGGUAUAUGGCAAUAGGCUCACCCCCCAGGGGACUUAUAACAUAAAUAGUGAAAAGUGGGUGUUACAUUGUACAGUGGCGUUAAGAGCCGGUGAGGCGGGAGGGAGUGUCAGACUCUUACUGACUAAAAACCACCCCGUUCCUACUCCUGCACUUCGAGCCGGAGCCCCGGGUUAUCUCCUGUGUCGUGGGUGGGUUUACAAACAUACAAGUUCACAUACACGUGACACCCAGACCCGAAACAACAAUCUGGAUCACACAAAGUGUUGUUCCGUGCGGAAAUCGAACCCACGACACGUUGCACGGCAGCCGGUUGCCCAGCCACCAUACAACCGUGCAGUCAAAGUGCAGUUAUUUAAUACGUGA
Messenger RNA from Spodoptera littoralis (African cotton leafworm), 648 nucleotides. Lineage: Eukaryota; Metazoa; Arthropoda; Insecta; Lepidoptera; Noctuidae. The record is from the annotation of a GenBank genome assembly.